Priapulus caudatus is the source of this 1981-nucleotide messenger RNA. RefSeq lists its product as uncharacterized. Lineage: Eukaryota; Metazoa; Priapulida; Priapulimorpha; Priapulimorphida; Priapulidae. The record is from RefSeq and is a predicted model, not a curated record. The transcript is spliced from 8 exons. Bases 41 to 1981 code for a protein of 646 amino acids.
AGACAGAAACCGAAGCCUCAUCUUUACAAAUUUGGGCAUCAUGCAUCUGAUUCUCCUAGCUACGCUGGUGCUAGCGGUCACCGCUGUGCCGCUCACGGACCGUGUGCGUUUCCAGCAGCACCAGAAGGUCUUUGAUUAUCAGGUACCGUUCUACAACGAAGGUCUUCAAGAGGGCCGCGAUUCUCUCAAGGAUAACAUUAUUCAGGGCAUAUUCGGUGGUAACCAGCAGGGGAGCCUAGAGGAGGGUGGCUAUUCGCAGGACAACUUCCACUUCCAGAAGAAAGAGUUCGAAAGGUAUCUCAAUGGAAGAGAUUUCGAGAGACUGAGAGAUAGCCACGUUUUAGGACGUUUCUUCUCAAGUGAUUCUCUGCAAAAGUAUUAUCCCUCUGAGAACUUCGUUCAGUUUUUCCGUGAUCCCAACUUUGUGAGAAGCUACGACUUCCAAAGCGAAUACUUCGUCGACUAUGUCACAAGCCCUGAGCUGAGAAAGUAUGUCGAACUACCGGAAUUCCAGGAAUUCCUGCAACACCCUCUGUUCAGACAUUACUACACGAGUGACUACUUCUGGCAGCACGUAGGAAAUAGCCACUUUAACGAGCACUACCAAGACCAUGAGCUCAGACAAUACUUCCAGGACUUCUUCAACCAAGUGUUGCCCGUUCUCAACCUGCAGGGAGGAGACUUUGUCCAACGCGACUCCGUCAGUGAACAUCACGAGCAGUACCUUCGCUACUUCAUCUUGUACGUUCUGCACGACCCAUAUUUCUACUACCACGUGCACCAUUACGGCCGCCAGCACCCUGUUUACCAACAGUACUUCGAGAACGUUGACCACCUUGACGAAGUCUUCCAAUGGUUCCACGACCAUGUUGGAACACCGAGCGUUGGCUAUUCAGAAGUUCAGGAAAGGAAUCAACUAGUUGACCAGCAGAGAGGAUACGAAUAUAAUACCGACACGUACGGAGAUGACUCUACCCAGGGCAAGGGUGACUACUUCCAGAACUCCUAUGGCCAGGACACUAUCAACACCCAGGAAGAGUCAGGCCGCCUAUACAUCUCUCCAGUUGUCAGGAGGUACCUCCAGACACACCCCUACCUGAGGAGUUACAUCCUAAAGGGAUACUUGCCAUCUCAUAUUAGGAGUCAGAUCUUCUCGGAUCUCCAAGGCAAGGUUAGACCAUACCUACUGCAGGUAUUCCGUAACAGCUACCUGCCCCAGCACGUGAGAGAGGUAAUCCUUAGGACCGUGUACAACCAACGCCAGGGAGGAGAGCAGUACCAGCACGAUAGCAACACCCCGGAUUAUGGAUAUAAUACCGACACGUACGGAGAUGGCUAUACCCAGGGCAGGGACGACUACUUCAAGAACACCUAUGACCAGGACACUAUCAGCACCCAGGAAGAGUCAGGCCGCCUAUACAUCUCUCCAGUUGUCAGGAGGUACCUCCAGACACACUCCUACCUGAAGAGUUACAUCUUGAAAGGAUACUUGCCAUCUCAUAUUAGGAGUCAGAUCUUCUCGGAUCUUCAAGGCAAGGUUAAACCAUACCUACUCCAGGGCAUCAUGCAUCUGAUUCUCCUAGCUACGCUGGUUGUAGCGGUCACCGCUGUGCCGCUCACGGACCGUGUGCGCUGGCGACAACACCAUAACGUCUACGACUACGAUAUGCCGAUAUUGGACCCAGAGCCGCAGUACACUAUCGACGAUGACACCACUGACCUGAUGAGUAAGACGCAGGACAUGAACAGAUUUCAUUACGAUGAUACGGAGUUCAAAAAAUUCCUACAAAGUAAAGAAUUCACGAAUCUCAUCCAAAGCGACGUGCUGAAGCGAUUCUUUACGUGGAAUCCCAUUAUGGAGUACCUUACCUCUACGGAGCUCGUUCAAUUUCUCCAGCACCCUGACUUUGUCCGCGACUACCAGUUCCAGAGCAACUACUUUGUGGAUUACAUCACCAGUCCGGAGCUUAGGCGCUGUUGA